GCCACUGAGAAGAGUGUGCGAGUGGCCAUGAGAGACGGGACUCUGGCCGUUUUCGUCAAUCUGGUGGUAGCCACUGCCGUGGGCGUGGAACGUGGUGGAGUGAUGGAGGAUGUAGGCCAUGCUGCACACAGACAGAGGAAGAAGAGGCGGCUGAAUUUUUCCACUGGACUAACUCUGAUGUACGCUGUUCAGACAGUUAUCAGUGUCAGAGUAAAGACGGAGACGUGCAAUGGCUGAAUUCGGGAGGAUUAAACUGUUCUUAACUGUGAUACUUCACUUUACAGCAGUAAAUGGAAAUCCAUACAGCCACACCGUCAAAGCUGGAGAUGAAGUGACUUUGAUCUGUACAUAUAAAACGUAUCGUCCAGAGAAAUGUGAGGAUAUUAGCUGGCUCUACCGUCCCUCUGACUCUGUGACACUCAUUGGAAAUGGAGAGAUUCAUGAAAAUGUCAAAUCUAAAUCAAAACGGCUGAGUCUUUCAGCGAACUGUUCUCUGGUUAUAAGUGAGGUCACAGCUGAGGACGCCGGUGUUUACCAAUGUCAAGAGGACAAAAGAAGGAUGUCACUUGGGCUGUUGCUGUCUGUUGUUACCUUCAGUGAAUCUGUAGGCGCCUACUGGGUGAGAUUCAGCUGCUCUUUCAGACCAUUUGGAGAGUGCACACACACAGUCAAGUGGCUGAUAACAGGAAAUCACACGGCAUCAGUAUGGAACUCAGACUGCUCCUCCAGUGUUACCUUCAGUCAACUUGAUCUUCCAUUUGAAACGCUCUUGAAGUGUGUGGUAACGGCGAAAAAUGGAGAAGUGCACAUGUUUCCCCUGAGCCGUCAGUCUCCACGUGAGAAUACAACAACAGCAGCACCCACCAUACAAGCAUGUACAGAAGCAGCUCAUCCUCUCCACUUGGUCAUGUUGGUCGUGCGUGUUGUUGAAUUCGUCCUCAUUUCUGUGAUUACUGCUCUUCUCAUCAGAGCUUUAGGGAACCAGAGACAAACUAAUGCCAACGCUGUAAGACGAACAUAAACACAAUAAUCACACAUAAUGUACUUUUAGUGUUUGUACAGGACUUUUAAACAUUCAGCUACAGAGACGUCAGUCACUUAUGGUUCAUUUGAAGCACUAAAUAUUGUUGUUUAACAGGUCUGUAGGGAUGAAGAUGAAGACGAUGUUGCAGUGAGGUAUGAAAAUGUCAGAGAACCUUCUGUCUCUGACGUUGAUGAUCGAUAACUUCAAUAUCAGCUGAGAAAUGACAUCACCAAUGACUAUAGUUGGAAUUAUCUCAGAUUUUCAGAUCCUUAUGAUUAAAACUCCAUAACUUUAAUUUGUGUAUGUAAAUAGUUUAGCAGGACUUAGUAGUCAUUUGCCACUUGCCAUAUCAACUGUUAAUCUUUGUGAUUAUGAAUCGCUAACUUUCUGUUUAUUUUUGUGUAUGUUUGGGUUUUAU
Sphaeramia orbicularis (orbiculate cardinalfish) is the source of this 1442-nucleotide messenger RNA. RefSeq lists its product as uncharacterized. The coding region runs from base 230 to 1021 and encodes 263 amino acids. NCBI's taxonomy places the organism in Eukaryota, Metazoa, Chordata, Actinopteri, Kurtiformes, Apogonidae. The record is from RefSeq and is a predicted model, not a curated record. The transcript is spliced from 7 exons.